AUGCUCUUGGAGACUACUGUGAAAACACAACUUUAUGAAAGAAGAGUACGCAGCACGGCUAGGUCUAAAGGUCUCAGAAAAAGGAUUGAGACUGUAGGAACUGCCGAAGUAUACUUCGGGUUCAGGGAUGAGAACGAGACCCACCCUCUUGUCUUUCACCUUCUCUCAGGCUGCAUCCAUAAUGUAAUCUUAGUCAAGGAGCGCUUCAUGGAUGGAAUUCUGCAACAUAACCUUUUGUACUUGGGGGAUUCCGCGCCUAGGUUUGAAGGCCGCAUCAACGGGAUUGGACAGGAUGCACUAACAGAUUCCGGAGAGAAUACACUAGUGAUGAAGACUACGCUCAGAGUAUUAGUCUACCUAUCCGUACUGGCAGCAACAUAUGAUGUGGAAUGGGAAUUCGGGCGAGGAGGAACUGGUGGUCAGCGCUACCAGCUGGACUUGCACAUCCUCAAGAACACGCUAGCAAAUAUCAUCCUCAAUGGCACCUUUCUCUUCGGCACUGGCGCGUACUCGAACUACAAUCGCUACUUGGCAGAUGAUGAGGGCGAGGAUGAGGAUGCUUUCUUCUUCGCCCUUGACUUCGACCCUGGACAUCAUAGUCAAGCAUCCUUGGAUAUGUCCUCAAUCCUGAACCCGGAGGCCAUCGAGCUGCUUCAUCUCGGUGGGGCAGAGGAUCGGAUUGCGAAGUUUAGCAAGCUUGACUUACCCACUGCAUGGGCUGAAGAAAAUGGGCCUCAAGUCCGGGCCAAUGUUCUGCAAGCCCAACUCUAA
This is a messenger RNA of Lindgomyces ingoldianus, 771 nucleotides long. RefSeq lists its product as uncharacterized. The transcript is spliced from 6 exons. The record is from RefSeq and is a predicted model, not a curated record. NCBI's taxonomy places the organism in Eukaryota, Fungi, Ascomycota, Dothideomycetes, Pleosporales, Lindgomycetaceae. Bases 1 to 771 code for a protein of 256 amino acids.